Orycteropus afer afer is the source of this 963-nucleotide messenger RNA. Lineage: Eukaryota; Metazoa; Chordata; Mammalia; Tubulidentata; Orycteropodidae. The record is from RefSeq and is a predicted model, not a curated record.
AUGGCUGAGGGAGACCCAGGGACCGACCAGAGGCAGAAUGAGGAAAUUGAAGCAAUGGCAGCUAUAUAUGGCGAUGAAUGGUGUGUCGUUGAUGACUGUGCCAAAAUAUUUUGUAUUAGAGUUAAUGACACUACAAAAAAUCCCAAAUGGACACUUUGCUUGCAGGUGCUGCUACCGAAUGAAUACCCAAGUACAGCUCCACCCAUUUAUCAACUGAAUGCUCCUUGGCUUAGAGGGCAAGAACGUAUGGAUUUAUCCAAUAGCCUUGAGGAAAUAUAUAUACAGAAUAUUGGUGAAAGUAUUCUUUACCUGUGGGUGGAGAAAGUAAGAGAUUUUCUAAUACAGAAAUCUCAGAUGACAGAACCAGACCCAGAAAUAAAGAAGAAAACUGAAGAGGAAGACGUUGAAUGUGAAGAUGAUCUCACUGUAGCAUGUGAAUCAGAAAGUCCAGUUAAAGAAUUGGAUACUGAGAUCACUGAAAAUAAAACAGAGGUAAAAACAGAAGAAUUACCACCGAUUGAUCAUGGCAUUCCCAUUACAGACCGAAGAAGUACUUUUCAGGCCCACUUAGCUCCAGUAGUUUGUCUCCAACAGGUGAAAAUGGUUCUUUCCAAAUUGUAUGAGAAUAAGAAAAUAGCUAAUGCCACCCACAACAUAUAUGCAUACAGAAUAUAUUGUGAAGAUAAACAGACCUUCUUACAGGACUGUGAGGAUGAUGGGGAGACAGCAGCUGGUGGGCGUCUUCUCCACCUCAUGGAGAUUUUGAAUGUGAGAAAUGUCUUGGUGAUAGUAUCACGCUGGUAUGGAGGUAUUCUGAUAGGACCAGAUCGCUUUAAACAUAUCAACAAUUGUGCUAGAAACAUACUCCUGGAGAAGAACUAUAUAACUUUACCGGAGGAAUCAUCUAAGGCUGUGGGAAAGAACAAAAAAGUAAAAAAAGACAAGAAGAGGAGUGAACACUAA